AUGGAGCCUUCCAAUCCUGCCACCGCAAGGCAACUCCCUCCUUAAAACCCCCUUUGGCCUCUGCCCACACUCCCCACUCUCUCCACCCACCAAGCCCACAACCAUGGCCGCCCUCCGCCGCCUUCUCCUCCCCCUCAUCGCUCUCCUAGUCCUACACCCUCUCCGCACCGUCACCUCCUCCGACGCCGGCCACCUCCUCGCCGCCAAGCACGAGCUCUCCGACCCCGCCGGCGCCCUCUCCGGCUGGGAUGCCCGGCACCACCUCUGCGCAUGGCCGCACGUGACCUGCGCCAAGAAAUCCACCACCGCCGUCGCCGAGCUGUACAUCUACAACCUCUCCAUCGCCGGCGUUUUCCCGUCAUCGCUCUGCUCGCUGCGGUCCCUGCGGCGCCUCAACCUCGCCGGCAACGACAUCGCCGGACCCCUGCCCGCCUGCCUCGCCGACCUCCCGGCGCUCUCGGACCUCGACCUCUCCGGCAACGACUUCUCCGGCGAGGUCCCGGCGGCCUACGGCGCCGGCUUUCGGUCGCUCGUCGAGUUCAAGAUGGUCCAGAACUCCCUCUCCGGCAACUUCCCGGCGUUCUUGACCAAUCUCACCACCCUCAAGGUGCUCCAGCUCGCCUACAACCCCUUCACGCCAUCGACAUUGCCGGACAAUCUCGGCGACCUCGCCAACCUCCGUCAGCUGUAUCUCGCCAGUUGCAACCUGACCGGUAAAAUCCCUUCUUCCAUCGGAAACCUUGGUAAUCUGGGCAAUCUGGACCUCUCGUUUAACCGCCUCUCCGGCGAGAUACCCGCAAGCGUUGGGAAUUUGAGCUCUCUGUUCCAGAUGGAGGCCUACAGCAACCAGCUCUCCGGGAGGAUACCGGAGGGGCUGGGGAGCCUCAGGAACCUCCGUAACAUCGACAUCUCCAUGAACCAGUUCACGGGCGAGCUACCGGAGGACAUGUUCGCGGGGCCAAGCCUGGAGAGCGUGCACAUCUACCAGAACCAGCUCACCGGGCGCCUUCCGGCGUCGCUCGGGACGGCGCGGCGCCUGACCGAUCUGAGGAUGUUCGGCAACCAGAUCGAAGGGCCUUUCCCGCCGGAGUUCGGGAAGAACUGCCCGCUGGAGUUCCUGGACAUGUCGGCCAACAGGAUGUCCGGUCCGAUCCCGCCGACGCUCUGCGCCUCCGGGAACCUGACGCACCUCCUGCUGCUCGGCAACCGGUUCGAGGGCGCCAUUCCGGCGGAGCUGGGGCAAUGCCGGACGCUGUUGAGGAUCAGGCUCUUCAACAACAGCCUCUCUGGACCCGUGCCGCGGGAGUUCUGGGGAUUGCCGAAUGUCGGCAUGCUCGAGCUCCGUUCCAAUGCUCUGUCGGGCACAGUUGAUCCUGCCAUUGCUGGUGCCAAGAGCCUGUCCAACCUGCAGAUACAGGGCAACCGAUUCACUGGUGCUCUGCCCGCGGAGCUGGGCAGCCUGAGCAACCUGCAAGAGCUUGUGGCUUCAGAUAACAGCUUCUCCGGUCGGGUGCCUCCCUCGCUUGUUCAGCUUUCCCAGCUUUUCCUGCUGGAUUUGAGUAACAAUUCACUCUCUGGGGAGAUCCCAGGGGACUUUGGACGGUUCAAGAGGCUGACAAGACUGAACCUUUCGCAUAACCUCCUCACUGGAAUCAUCCCUCCAGAGAUAGGCGAAACCAGUGGGAUGGACAUGCUGGAUUUGUCCAACAAUGAGCUUUCCGGUGGGGUGCCCGCGCAACUGCAGAACCUUCACCCCAGUGCUUUCAACCUCUCCUACAACAACCUCGGUGGACCUCUGCCUCGUUUCUUCACCGCCUCCAGGUACCGAGAGAGCUUCCUGGGCAACCCCGGCCUGUGCUAUGGGCUAUGCACACGCAAUGCCGAUCCAGACGCCAUCCAGCGCGCCCGGAUCAACCUCGCCGCCACCAUCCUCUCCACGGCGGCCAUCAUCCUGCUCAUCGCUCUCGCGUGGUUCACCUACAAGUACAGAAUCUACAAGAAACGCGCCGCCGAGAUCGACUGCGAGAAGGCGGCCUGGGUGCUCACGUCAUUCCACAGGGUGGACUUCGACGAGAGGGACAUCGUCAACAGCCUCGACGAGAGCAACGUCAUCGGCCAAGGCGCCGCGGGGAAGGUGUACCGCUCCGUCGUCGGGCCGAGGAGCGAGGCCGUCGCCGUCAAGAAGCUCUGGGCGACCACCACCACCACCGGCGGUGCUGUCACCGUGGCCAGCAGCAAGGACGACAAGGACACCUUCGAGGCCGAGGUGGCCACGCUGAGCAGGAUAAGGCACAAGAACAUCGUCAAGCUCUUCUGCUCCGUCACCAGCAGGGCCUGCCGGCUGCUCGUCUACGAGUACAUGCCCAACGGCAGCCUCGGGGACCUGCUCCACGGCGCCAAGGCCGGCGUCCUGGAUUGGCCGGUGAGGCUCAAGAUCGCCCUCCAUGCCGCCGAGGGCCUCUGCUACCUGCACCAUGACUGCGUGCCCUCCAUUGUCCACCGUGACGUCAAGUCCAACAACAUCCUGCUCGAUGCCGAGUUCGGCGCCAAGGUUGCGGAUUUCGGUGUCGCCAAGACUCUUGGAGAUGACCCAGCCAGCAUGUCCGUCAUCGCUGGCUCCUGCGGUUACAUCGCUCCUGAGUAUGCCUACACCCUUCAUGUAACCGAGAAGAGCGAUGUGUUCAGCUUCGGCGUGGUCAUUCUGGAGCUCGUCACCGGCAAGAGCCCUAUGGCACCAGAGAUCGGCGAGAAGGACCUGGUGGCGUGGGUGUGCGACAGCAUUGAUCAAAACGGUGCGGAGUCUGUUCUUGAUCAGAAGCUCGUCGACCAGUUCAAGAACGAGAUGCGCAGGGUUCUGAACAUCGGCCUACUGUGUGUCAACAAGUCCCCGAACAACCGGCCACCGAUGAGGUCUGUGGUGAAGUUGCUGCUGGAGGUGCAGGGACAGAACAAGCCCAAGGCAAAGAAGGAGGAGGCCCCUGCCUUCUGAUCUGGGGCCAAAAACAGAAUCCUCUGAAGAACCAUUGAUAGGAAUAAAUGCUAAUCUGUGCUUUACUUGGAUCAUGUACUUCAUACCAUUAGCAGUUAUAGCAGCUAGCUAGGUCUGAACCUUUAGUACCUGGUAAACUUAGAAACUUGGAGUCUAACCUCUCGCUCUGAAAUGAAUGAAAUGUGCAGUUGCUGUGAA
Lolium perenne is the source of this 3187-nucleotide messenger RNA. RefSeq lists its product as uncharacterized. NCBI's taxonomy places the organism in Eukaryota, Viridiplantae, Streptophyta, Magnoliopsida, Poales, Poaceae. Gene Ontology annotation, biological process: protein phosphorylation. The record is from RefSeq and is a predicted model, not a curated record. Gene Ontology annotation, molecular function: protein kinase activity; ATP binding; receptor serine/threonine kinase binding.